UGGAUCUUGGCUGGUGACCUCAGUUCCCCAUCCUGACACCGGUGAUGCGGCCAAGAAGUCCGCGGAGGAGCCGCGUCACGGGGCGGGACUGACGGAAGCGGCGUGAGCCUGAGUAGGAGAACGCUGCUCCCUGGAAUACUGUGUAGCCCAGGUGUGGCGGGGUUGAGGUCCUUUCUCCCACUGCGAUUUAGAACCAACCGUGUGGCGGGGAGUUGGUGAAGAAGUCCCAUGACAGAAGCACCAAAACUUACCUCUGAUCGAGGACAACGUUGCUGGUAGACGCAUUCUCUACUCUGAUUCGUGGCAAGCGUCCAACACCGGUGAAUUGAUAGAGGCCAAUUCACUUGAUUCAAGGUUAAGAACAGCAACAGGUGUGCGAGUUUGUUUUAGGUCUCACGCGUUGUAAUGACUUAUACUGAUUUCUGUGAUGGAUUUUACGAACUCUCUCCAGAGUCCUACUUUUCAGUGUAACACGGGAGAUGUGCUACCUUUCUGCCAGAGUUGUGUUUCUGUACCUGUUGCUCAUACUGUAGUGUCGCAUUGUGUGACCUUCACAACCAUCCCUUGCCAGAGUUCAGCCAUAACGGAAUUCCCACAACGACAAACACCCGUGCGUAGAUCUGCAGACCUAUCUAGUGAGGGCACCUGUGAAAACUGCAAAUUGGCGAAGAAAGAUUCUCUUAACAGACAGGUGGUCGAGUUACUGAAAAAACACACUGCAGUUGAAGUUGAUGGAAAAGAGAUUCUGGGGUGGUACAUUCUACUUGCUGCUGAAGAGAGAAACAUUAUAAAAGAAUUUGGUGGCUUGGAAAAAUUUCUCAAGGGCAACCCAUCUCUGCAGCCAUAUAAUAAUUGGGUGACGCUGAAGAGUAAAAGUUACUUGAAGACCUUUGACAACUCCUGUGACAUUUACUGCACCAUCAUGGAGAAGCCAGAGAGCUUUAGUCAUAAAUAUAACCCAAACUACAGUAAGGUGUGCUCUGAGGGAGUGCUGCAUCCUCCUGGGUAUGGCCAGUCUGGUAAGGAGCUGAUUACAGAUGUGAUCCCUCAACGAGAAGCAUUGUGGCUUGAUCAGACUGAUACAGAAGAGCAGCGUUGUGAGAAUGAGCUUUCAGCGUGGGAAUAUGAAACACAAGCUGCUCCAUGUUUGGAAGUGUGGGAUAGUGAAAAUGAUUGUCCACAAACUUCUGGGGAUCCUCCAUACCCGGGUGUGUCUAGUAAUGUGCAAGUGAAAACACCGGAUCUUAUGCCAGCUGUGCCCAAUGUAUGCGAGUCUCUUCAUGACUCUGGAAUUACUGAGGGAGAUUUGGUUAUUGAAAGCACAAAUUUAGUCUUCAAAGAAUCUGGCCGUGUAGCUGAACUAAACAAAAUUUAUGACUCUCUACAAUUUCAGACAUACCGCUCGGAGAACUCUGACCACUCUGGGGACCAAGACUGUUCAGCGAGUGACCUUCUCGAUGAUGAAACAUUUCUGUCUGUGAGAAGUGGCAGCUUUCACAGUAGAUCAAGUUCACAAUUUUCGCUUGAUGAUACAGAUGUAGAGCAGUGUACCUUUGAAGAGGCCCUUGAAGACCUUUCCAGUUUUUCUUUGUACAGCCAAGUUAACCCUCCACCUGGUCUUCCGUUUACAUCCACUGAUACCAGGCCUCCAUCUGCCAUAAUUAACCCGUCUACAGAGGUCAAGAAGGCUUCUAAAACUGAUUGUUACAUCAAAGGAACUCCGAUCGUAAAAACGGGCCCACAAUGUACUGGAGUAAAUCCAGACAUGACUAAUGGAUUAUCGUCACUGACUCAGGACACAGAACAGGCAGGAAAUGGAGCCAGCAAAAAGAUGGAGGAUUGCAAGGGGGUUAGUGAUGGCUUGCCAUCGGCUUCUAGUGAAGCCAGAGCAGUAAAGGCUGAAAUCCUGCUUUUGGAUGUGCAGCGCUGGUUGUGUUUACAGCUCUGCUGGAAAACGCAACAGCAGAGCAUGGAGACGGAGCCUUUCCUUAGCCUGCACAGAGCACCUACUGAUCAGCCCCCAACUGGGGUUCGCUUCAAUCUCAUGGCGGCUCUCGCUGAAGUAGAAGAGAAGUACCAGGAAAUGAAGAAACAAAUUCAGUCUGGCAUACCACUUGAUGCAUUGAAGCCUCUCAAUAUGCAGCUCACCGAAUUGAAAUCUCCAGCUGAUAACUUACUGAAGGAAUGCUUCAUGGAUACUCCUCAGCACAGCACACUGCAGAACAGGUCUGAUAGUGCAUCUUGGGGAUUCAAGAAAACUAAUAGUGUGGCAAAUGAUCUGACAAGCACGUCCCUUUCUGCUACACAGGAUACCCAGGAGAGAGGAGAGGGAGAAGGCAGGAACUCUGGGACUCAGUCAGGGGUGCAGCAAGCUUACUAUGUCCACGUGGGAAAUAUAGCGCCGUCAGUCACAGAGGAACAAGUGUUGAAUGUCUUCCAGAAAUAUAAGGUGUCUAAUGUUUUUCUUGAAGACUCGUCUAUGAUGUCCAGGUAUGCUGUACUGAUCUUCACUAGUCCAGAACAAGCACAGGCUGCUGUAAAAGAAAUGAAUUUAAAGGAGCUUUGGGGGAAAAAACUAAAAGUUCGUGCAGUCAACAACUCCAACAGCAAUUUUCCAAUAGCAUUCAAAACAUCUGGAACUUUGCCCCAAGGAGGAGUCAAGAUUGGCAGCACUGUGCCUGAAGGAUGUUAUCCUUCGCUGCCGUCAGCAUUUGGCAGGGCACCCAAAACAGGCCCACAUGUCGACACUCCCAUAGCGCAAGGUGGUGGAAGCGGGAGAGAUUUCUUUAUGAGCGUAACAAACCAAUAUGGGUUCUUUCCUCACAAUAAUGUAAAUAAAGUAUUUCCAGCUACAUCGUACAGCAAUAGCCCUAGUGUCAUGCCUCCUGGCAGCCAGUGGAUGUUACCUGCACCUUACCCAAACAUGGCUUACAGUGGCACACCAUAUCCAAUGGCUGUUCCAUAUAUGUAUCCACUAAGUUCAUCACCCAGCUGUACUCCAUGUCCCCUACAGGUUCCCAUGACAAAUACCAACAUUUUCACACCAGAUAUUAAUAUGAAACCUAAUGCACCCACUUACGUUGGUAAACUUGGUAGCAAUUACGUGCCUGUUAAGUCAGUGAAACCGAUGCAUGCCACAAAUGGCCAAAGCAGAGGUAGAGCUAAAUUAUUCAAUGUAAGGGAUGCUGUGCAGAAAAAUACCAGGCCUUCAACCGCUGGAACGCUGGUACCGGAAAGAGAGGCCAAUGCAGGAGGCACAACAGAUAAGCCAACUGCUGCACAGACGGUCAGUAAACCAGCUUCUGUCUUCACAUCAAACGACUGGAAAUUGUCAGACACAGUCUCUGUAGCAAAUACCCCGACUUCUUUGGUUAAAGAAGGAACUGCUGUAAGUGAAAGUGUGUCCUCCCCUGAGAGCUUACUUUCAAAGCCUACUUCAGGGCCGUCCAUCUACAAGCCUGCAGCACCUUUGAGAGUUCCAACAUUUGUCCCAUGCAGUGUGACAAUAGAAGGAGACACUGAAACCUCUGCAAAUGCUACAUCCAACACAGGAACCUUGUCCCAAUCUACAGAUAAAGCCCAUGUGCGCUCCAGUGUUGCUGGUCAUCAAGAAGAUCCUCCACCGUAUACAUUAAUGGAUUGGAGUAUGGCCGAACUUGAGAAAGAAGCUGCUGAGUUUAAUAUGAUUGUCAUUCCUAACCGAUUUAAUUUCUACCAGUACCAAAGGGUGUUUAAUUAUCUGACAGACCACCAUAAAGAUGUUCCCAGUCAGCAGAUUUCUGAUACCUUGGAAGAGAUGAGACGAAGCAGAGGAGGCUAUCUCUGCGGUGUGCCUAUUCCAGAAAUUAUAGCAGAGGCAUGUUCAAAAUUGGCUGCGAGAAAGAAGGCACCAGUCUGACCGUUGAACACUUCAGGUUUAUUUAGCCAUGUUCUUUCUGGUAAACCAGACCAUUGUAACAUGUACUUUUGUGAAAAAUAAAGCGUCGGACGAAUUCUGAGACCCCUUCAUCUGUUGGUUGUUGCAGCCUGGAAUAAGCAUUUUGUUAAGAAAAUAUUUCGUCAAUAAAUAUAUAUAGAAAAAAUGUUUAUACCCCUUACUUUCCUGUAUUUUCAUGUCUGUAUACUCAUGUAUUUGCUUUAAAGAGACUAUGAAUAGUUCAUUGGCCUAUUUGUUUUGGAAUGUUUUUUCAUUUUUUACUAGUGAUUUUCUUGACAACAUUGUUUGAGCCUUACAAAAAUAGAAUUACAUAGAUAAAAAUUUUCAUGUUUGGUAUCACUGGUUCUGUCUUGUUUUGUCACAUUUAGGUAUUCUGUGGCGCUCUCACUGCAGAUUUGCUGAUAUCCACAGACCACGUCUAUUAUCUGCCAGAUCAGUAAUAUCUAGUGGGCCACAGAUUGGUAAAACUAAAUUUACGUGAUUGCAAAUUAUGUGGCUUUAAUGAAUCUUCCAAUAAAAUGACCACAUAACACUACAGUUAUGUUACAUACCAGCCAUGUUAAUGGUGGCCACACAGAAUAAAAACUAGUUGUUCAGCUUGGUCCAAAUUGCCCUUACUUGUGUGGUGCAGAAAAUUAUUUGCAGCCAAAGCAGAUUCAGAUUUAUUUGUUUCAACAGUUAAGAAAGAAGUCAUGCUUAGCUGCCGCAAGUCUCUUAGUUUUGCUAUAAAGCCAUUUAACAGUAAGCUGGCAGAACCAUUAGUGCUGUUGUAAUUGGUGUUCUUGCAUUAUUUGUUUAGUAUGCAUAACAUCAGUGUCUCUGUGUUACAUGUUAAUAAAAAGCUUCUCAUUAA
Molecule: messenger RNA, 4790 nt
Organism: Pseudophryne corroboree (corroboree frog)
Lineage: Eukaryota; Metazoa; Chordata; Amphibia; Anura; Myobatrachidae
Gene: RBM44
Product: RNA binding motif protein 44
Exons: 18
Coding region: 428-3898 (1156 amino acids)
Molecular function (GO): RNA binding
Source: RefSeq, a predicted model, not a curated record